Molecule: messenger RNA, 436 nt
Organism: Vespula vulgaris
Lineage: Eukaryota; Metazoa; Arthropoda; Insecta; Hymenoptera; Vespidae
Product: mitochondrial import inner membrane translocase subunit Tim13-like
Exons: 3
Coding region: 39-311 (90 amino acids)
Source: RefSeq, a predicted model, not a curated record
GAUUUUACAGAAUAAAACAUUUUAUAUUUUAUAAAAAAAUGAAUUCAUUAUCUACUAAUUCGUUAACAGGAGCGGAGAAAAGUGAAAUCAUGGAACAAGUUAAACAACAAAUUGCUGUUGCUAAUGCACAAGAAUUAUUAACGAAAAUGAUUGAAAAAUGUUUUAAAAAAUGUGUUAUCAAACCAGGUACAUCAUUAGAUAGUACAGAACAGAAAUGUGUGGCAAUGUGUAUGGACAGAUAUAUGGAUGCAUUUCAUCUUGUAUUUAAAGCAUAUAGUAAUCGUUUACAACGAGAACGCAAUAGAAUGUAAAUAUAUUAUACAAUAUAAAUAAAUUGUUUUUUGUUGUGUACAUUAUAACUCAUUGAAUGAUCGAUGGGAUAAUCUAUACAUUUGUAUAAAGUUGCAAAAUACAAAUAAUAUGUUAUUCUUCUCUA